Messenger RNA from Amphibalanus amphitrite, 4232 nucleotides. It is a transcript of the gene C3G, whose product is annotated as rap guanine nucleotide exchange factor 1-like. Bases 240 to 3629 code for a protein of 1129 amino acids. Gene Ontology annotation, biological process: Ras protein signal transduction; positive regulation of GTPase activity. The record is from RefSeq and is a predicted model, not a curated record. Gene Ontology annotation, molecular function: guanyl-nucleotide exchange factor activity. The transcript is spliced from 18 exons. Gene Ontology annotation, cellular component: plasma membrane. NCBI's taxonomy places the organism in Eukaryota, Metazoa, Arthropoda, Thecostraca, Balanomorpha, Balanidae.
CAUAUUUGCAACUGGAACUCAACUUAAUUUUCAGUUGGUGCAUUUUUUUCAGACUAAUAUCUUCAUUCUUUUCAUAUCCGAUAAGUAAGGUUGAAGCAGUCACUAGACUUCAACCUGCAAAUUUAUGAUAAUAUCAAUUAGACUUCUCAUUCCAAUUCUGUGCAAGCCCUGUUGCUGUCAGUUGGUACACAGGAUGAGGCCGCCGCCGAUGGACCGCGGCGCUGUGUAGGCCGGCCACCAUGGACACCCUCGACGUGGACGACGCCGAGGGUACCAAGGCCAAACCGAACAGCAGACUGGCGCGCCGGGCGCGCUCCUUCAAAGAGGACCUGUUGGAGAAGCUCAACAACAUGAAGACGCCACAUGUCAUCCGGUCACAUAGUCCAGCCAAGCGGAGCGGCAAGUCACCCAAACACCGGCGCAGAGACCUGUCCCCCGACCACAGGGCCUCUCCCAGCCGCGACUUUGCCGCCAUCCGCCGGGAGGUGGAGCUGUCGCUGAAGUACUACCAGGACGUGGUGCACAAGGGGAUCCUGGAGAUGCUUCCCGGCAGCACCACGGCAGUGCUGGAGACGGUGGUCCACCUGCACAUGGUGCUGAUGAACCGACUCGGUGGCGAGACCAGUCCGGUGGCCACGUCGUCGACGCAGCAGCUGAACCAGUCGCUGGCCGACCUGGUCAGCUGGUCCAACAACGUCCUGCUGUUCGGCCUGACGCCCGGUCAGACGGCCACCGAGGUGGUCAACGGCGUCAGGAAUGCUGUGGCGACGCUGGUGCAGGUGGCCGAUGACGGCGUCGGUGACUUGGCGCGCCACAGUCGCACCGUGGACCGGGCCGAGCGGCGCUCGCGGGCCGCCGUGCACCGCAACUCGCUGCCGGACCUGAGCGGCGACAAGCCGGCCAUCGUGCACUGCGGGCCGCACUACUCGCUUAGUAAUGACAGCGUGCUGGAGACGGGCGAGCCGCCGCCCAAGCCGCCGUUGCCCGGCCGGCCGGCCUCGCUCUCCGACGCGCCGGUGGACGCCGCGCCGCCGCUGCCGCCCAAACGGCGCUCCAAGAAACAGAGCUCACCGGCGCCCGUCACAUCCACACCGGCCCGAGCUCAGCUGUCAAAGCGGGGCAGCUGGGACGAGUCGGGUGGUCGCGCGCCGACGCUCGGGCACGGCUCGGCCGCCCAGCGGCGCAACAACUCGGUCGGCGGCGGCGCGGGCAAGCCCUGGAGUGCCAGCAAGUCGCCCGACACGCUGUCGCCGGCUUCCAGUAUGGACUCGGUCCUGAACCACUCCCAGGAGGAGUUUGUGACGUGGAACAAGCACGGCAGCUACAGCAGCAUCGGUAACUCGUCGGGCAGUUCGACGCGCGACUCGCGGCUGGAGAUGGACUCGACCACGUCCGACUCGUCCUUCUCCAACCUGGGCCUGGACCAGUACGGCAACUGGGUGCCGGCUGCCGCCGCCGGCCGCCGGCCCGACAUCACAGCCAUCACCCGGCAGCUGCGGGAGCUGAGCGCCGCCGCAGAGCCGGCCGGCGGCCGACCCGAGAGCGGCUUCGUCUCGCUGCAGAGUCUGCAGAGCUCGGGCAGCGGGGUGGGCCGCGCACCGGCCGCCGCCAGCCCGCAGGCCAGUCCCCGGCCGCCGGCCGCGCCCGCCGCCGGCCGGGCCGGCUCCGCGGCCGCCUCAGCCGCCGGCGCCGACGUCUGCGACUCGGCCGGCGGCGGCGAGCACACGGUGACGCUGAGCGUGCCGCCGGCGCUGCCGCCCAAGCGUCGCUCGCAGCGCGGCCCGCCGCUGGGCCACUACGACAACAUCCCGGCCGGCGGCGUGAGCGCCAGCUGCAGCCUGGACGGCGUGGUGCUGCGGCACCGGCCGCGACACUGGCACGACGCGGACGACUCCCGGCCGCCGCCGCUGCCCAUGAAGAAAAAACAUGUACAAUCGUACAUGGAGAUGAUCGGCGACUAUUGCCAGCCGUCGCAGGCAGAGUUUCUGCGGCAGUCGGCGCUGGUGCACCGCAGUUAUGCGGCGCGCUGGUCGCGCAACGAAUUCGCCGCGGCGCGCAGCUGUACCGUGGCCGAGCACCUGCGCUCCAGUAGCGACGACAGCGGCGAGGGAGAGCCCUUCGAGCACACUCCUCUUGUGGAGGAGUUGUCGCCGCCGGCGCUGCCCCCGAAGCGGCGCUCCGGCAGCGUGUCUCGUCAGUUCAGCCCGCCGCCGACGCCCCCGCCGCCGCCGCAGCCGCUGACACCCACCUCGGGAGCUGCGCACGGCGCCCUGCCCUCACGGCCGUCGCAGCCUCCCCCUCCCCCACCUCCCCCUCCCCCGCCGCCCCCCGCCCCGGCGGCGGCGGCCGAGCCGGCCACGGCCGACUCUGCUCUGGACUCUCUGGACGUGCAGUCGCUGCUGAUCACCAAGCAGCCGCACGAGGAGGGGCCAGAGCUGCGCGGCGGGCCGGUGGACGCCCUCGUGGCACACGCCACCAAAGCCAACAGGAAUGCUUAUUACUGUCCGUCUUUCGCGGCGUCAGAGGAGCACACCAGCGACUUUGUCUACCAGGAGGCGUUCCUGACCACCUACCGCACGUUCCUGUCGUCGGAGGCGCUGGUGGAGCGCCUGCUGUACCGGUACGGCGCGUUCCAGCGCUCGCAGGACCCGGCCCGGCAGCGCGCCGCCAAGAACGCCUUCUCGCUGCUGGUUCGAGUCGUCGACGACCUGGCGUUGUCUGACCUGACUCAGAGCCUGCUCAGCACGCUGAUGGAGUUCGAGGUGGCCCUGCUGAAGAGCGGCGACCUGAUGUUGGCCAAGGCGCUGCGCAGCAAGAUCCUGGAGAAGCACGAGACCAAGCGGCGUCACGACAACCCGCCCAAGGAGCUGCCGGCACUGGACGAUCCGGCCGCGCCGGCGCGUCAGCCGACGCUGCUCGACUUCAAGUCGGAGCACCUGGCGGAGCAGAUGACCCUGCUGGACUCGAAGCUGUUCGUCAGCAUCGAGAUCCCCGAGGUGCUCAUCUGGGCGCAGGAGCAAAACGAAGAGAAGUCGCCCAACCUGACCACCUUCACCGAGCACUUCAACAAGAUGAGUUACUGGGCGCGCAGUCUGAUCCUCGACCCGCGCGAGGCGGCCAAAGAUCGCGAGAAGCUCGUCCUCAAGUUCAUCAAGAUCAUGAAACACCUGCGCAAGAUGAACAACUUCAACUCGUACCUGGCCAUUCUGUCGGCGCUGGACAGCGCGCCCGUGCGCCGACUCGAGUGGCAGAAGCAGAUUGUCGAGGCGCUGAACGAGUACUGCGCUCUGAUUGACUCGAGCAGUAGUUUCCGGGCGUACCGACAGGCUCUGGCCGAGGCCACGCCGCCCUGCAUCCCCUACAUCGGGCUUAUCCUGCAGGAUCUGACGUUUGUUCAUAUUGGUAACCCGGACCUUCUGCCGGACGGCUGCAUCAACUUCGCCAAACGGUGGCAGCAGUUCAAUAUCCUUGACAACAUGAAGCGCUUCAAGAAGGCCGGGCAGUACCAGUUCAAAACCAACGACCGAAUCCUUAGCUUUUUCGACAACUUCGACAAGAGCUUCACGGAGGAGCGCAUGUGGGAGAUAUCGGAGUCGAUCAAGCCGCGCGGACGCGCCAAGAAGACGUGAGCGCGCCGCCAGCGCCUCUGGUGGUCGAGUCGGUCACCCCAGCCGCGGCCGGCGCCGACAGGUGGCGGUGCGGGCGCCGGCCUGCGGCCCUCUCAGUGCAAUGCGGACGGCGCGCCGCCCCGUUUGUAUGCACACGUGUCUAGUCAGUCCCGGGCGCGGCCGAGCGGCGCCGCCCCUCGGGCGCUCGCCCGAGACGAUAUUAAUCACCGCUAGAGAUUGUUGACUGCGAUAGUGUUCCGUUAUUAUUGCUGGCCUGCGAUAGCGUUUCGUUAUUGCUGCCGGCCGCCGCCCAUCCGGUCCCUCACGCAUAAUAAUCAAAUGUGUUUUAUUUGCCGGUUGCGCCGCGGCCGAUCGGCGUUUGCCCGCUGUGAUGCGCUGGUCUCUAGUCAGGGCCGUCAGCUCUUGCGCGCGUCAGGGGUAGGUGUACCCGCUUUAAGUGCGCUCGGCGGCCACAGUCGGACUGUGUGAGACGCGCGUGAGUGGUCAUUUAGUGGGUCUGCGUGUGUGUGUGAACCGUCGUUUUAUUCGGCGCAUAACUUGUCAUUUGAGAGGUAUUGUUUCCACGCGACGCAUUGUUUUGUAUAUAAAUAUUUGUUCAUCGUA